Messenger RNA from Zophobas morio, 1142 nucleotides. RefSeq lists its product as uncharacterized. Lineage: Eukaryota; Metazoa; Arthropoda; Insecta; Coleoptera; Tenebrionidae. The record is from RefSeq and is a predicted model, not a curated record. The coding region runs from base 86 to 1126 and encodes 346 amino acids. The transcript has 4 exons.
UUUGACAUUGUUGACGUAUGAUGUACGUCAAAUAUGACAUAUGUCAUCAUUUGUUUUGAAAAUUGUUAAUUAAAUAACACCCAUAAUGAAUUUACCGCGUUACAAAUUUUCUAAAGAAGCAGAACCACAGUUAUUACAGUUUCUAAAAAUUGCAACAGAGCAAAAAUCACACAAGAAUUGUAAUUUGGAGAGUUACGAAGUAUGGAAAAAAUUAUUACCACUGGAUCCGACGUUAAUUAAACAAGUUAAUGAAUUUCAAACUCCACCAGUGGCCAUAAUUGAUUUGUGUUCUGAUGAAGAACCACAACCACAAGAUGUAGAUGUACCGGAUGUACCAUUACAGAGUGAAAAUGAAGGAGAAAUAAAUUUAAGUGUCAGUAGUGAAUCUUCCAUAAGUGAUAUAGUUUUGGUUAUUAAAGAAAAUCUGCAAACGCAGAAUGACGUGUCAGACACAGCUAAAGAAUAUAUUGGGAAGUGUUGUAGCAAUGAUUUAGACUUGCUGUUUAAACUGUUGGAUCAAACUUUAACUAAUGAAGAAGUUUAUUAUUUUGGAGUUGCUUUGCAGGGCAUAAUUACAAAUCUUUUAGUAAUUCCUCUGUGUCAUCAUUUAUUAAUGCCAAAAAUAAGGAAAGAGUUUUGCGAUAAAUUACUAAUAUUGUUAGAACAAUUUAGUCAAAAUUAUUCAUCAGUGUUGGAAGAAGAAUGUCUCGUGGUUCUUAAAACUUUAUCUCAAGACGAAAUCGCAAUUUUUUUAGAAUACAUGAAAAAGCUAAAUUCAAGGUUCCAAGCUACGUUAGUGAGAAAUUUUAUACUUGCUGUUGAAAAACUGGAUGAGAAUUGUUUAGUGAUAGUAGGAACUUUACUCAAUCAUGAGGUUGAAUAUGAAGCUCUGAACAAAUUUGUUGAAAUGCUGUCAACUAUUGCGGAAGAUCGUGAUAAGGACAAGAAUUUUGGUAAAUUAUUGAUGAAGGUGGUUGAAGUUUUGGGACCUAAUAUAGUACAUGUGGAGAAACCUCUCAGGCACAUAAUUUCGGGACAUAAGUCCGUUUGGAAAUCAAAACUACAAAAAACAUUUAGCAGUUGUUAUGAAGAUAGUCAGUUGUUUUCACAGAGUUUUCGAGAUUAAAAAAAGUGGAACUAAA